Molecule: messenger RNA, 2025 nt
Organism: Marchantia polymorpha subsp. ruderalis
Lineage: Eukaryota; Viridiplantae; Streptophyta; Marchantiopsida; Marchantiales; Marchantiaceae
Source: the annotation of a GenBank genome assembly
UUUGAUGCUCCAAAAUGAUUUUUUUUCCCAGUCUCAACGUAGUUCGCAUCUCCUCGCGUGGUUGGCUCAUUAUUGGAAUGAGUUUACGAGCUUUUGAGAAUGCUUGCUGUUCACGGAAUGUGGAGAUUGCCCGGCACCGGAAAACAGAGUGACUGGCAUGAAAUCGUGCAGUUAGAAUAUUAUCGCAGAUGUUGAGAUUGAGCACGACGACCUGUAGUCAGCGUACAAGUCCUUGGCGCUGGUGUGCUUGAAUCUUGCGCAGGGAGGUGGAAAUUGUUUGAGUUUUGGGCUCUGGACGAUCCCUUUGGCGAUCGAGAACUAACCCCAAUUCUGUUCAAACUAGUGAUUUUGGAAUCGUCAUGGGUGGUCAUGGAGGACUCAAUAUUCUCCCACAGAAACGAUGGAAUGUGUACAAUUUUGAAAACCGCGAGAAGGUGAGGAAAGAUGAGGAAGAAGCAGCUCGGGAGGAAGCCAUACGGCAACAGAAAGCCAGGAGAGAAGAAACGGAGUUUAAGUUGGAAAAAUUGCGUCAAGGUGCCCAGUCGAAGAGGAGACGAGUCGACGGGGGUCCGAGUUCCAUCAAUGAGAAUGAGAGCCAAGGAGCGAUCGUCGUGCGAGGUACCGUUUCGGUCGAAGGGACAUUGGCUUCAAAAGAUGAGGCGGAGAGGCCACGACAUAUUAACUUGUUUGCGGAGUAUGAAGCCAGAGAGAAAGAAGGGCAGGGAAAGGUUCGGGCGAAGGAAGAAGAUCAGAAAGACGUAAGUAGAGGAAAAAAAGGAAAGAGAGAAUUUCAGGACCAUAGAGACAGGCAGUUGGAGAAGAAGGAUGGAAAACCAACCGGAGAACCAGCCGACGAUAAUUACAGACUAGGUCAUGGGGCUGUUGGUAAGAACGGAAAAAAGCCCUGGUACUUGAUAAAAAGCUUUAUGGUCGAGAGAACACGUGGUGAAAACGAAGUGCGAACAGAAAACAAAUCGAGAUGUUCUGAUAGUGUGGAGCAACAGUCAUCAAUGUCUACAAAAUCUAAAAAAUCCGUAGAGGAUCUGAGAGCAGAGAGACUUGUCCGAGAACAAGAAGAGAGGGAUAAGGCACGAAAGGUUGUGCGAGCUAAAGCAGGCAACUCGCUCAAUAAUGGCUAUACUCGCCUUGCGGAUGGACGCUUACCUCAUUAUCAUGCCAGUUUUGGCAAUGCACGGUAGUAGAUAGAUGUUAGAAAGACUUUCAGGAGGGCGCACGAUGCGGAGAAAGUGCUCACAUUGGUGCUGUCGUGAAUAGUGUCACCAAAUUCUUUAAAUCUUCAGCAGUAUUGCUAUCCGGAGGAUGAGGACACAGGAAUACAGCGAAGCAGAAGCUCGAACGAGAUUGUUUUGGUCGUUUGAGGAAUCAUAACGAUCCACCUGAAGAGCUGAUGUUACGAGCUUAUGUGUGUCGAUCGAAAAACUUCUGCUUUGUCCGGAGUGGGAGAACCCCUUGUAAUCAAUAUGGCAGGGAAUGAGCAUUCCUUUCUUGGUUAAAUGUAAACGUGACCUAUGCCAAGCGUUGACAUUUUGUAAAGUUUAGUGAGGAGAUUACAGGUUACUGGAACAUUGUGGAGAAUAGCAAGAUUCUAAAAGUAUGUUAGGUUUAGAUAUUGUACCUUUACGAGACGCCUUUGAGGGAAUCAAUUUAUUGCUAAAGGCUCAUGUGGUUUUGAUCUCCAGAAUAAGACUGGAGUUUUUAUUGUGUGUUGAAACACCACAUUAUGUUAGUUCUUUAUGUAACAGUCAUCUCAUUGAAUAUACGUAAAACUUGUGCCUUCGUGCGUGGCACAACUUUUACUGUUGCCAUCCAUAAGAAACUAGCCCAACCAGUAGGUAUUGAACGACGAGCCUUCAUAUGUCGUUGUGGCCUCAUUGAAAACUUGAAUUCAUAUAUAUAAAUACUUGGAUAUGCAGAAGUUUCCCUGAACUUUAUCAUCUGAAGAUGAUAAUGUCAUUCGGAUCAAUUCUGUGCAACCAGACCUACCAAUUCAUAUCCUGUGCAGUG